GACUCGAGUUGCAGCUCCCGCAGCCCUAGCCUGUUGACGGUCUGCGUGAAGAGGAGGGUGCCCUCGGACGAGAACCUGGCCGAGCUGGUCCGCAGGCCACCUCAGGAGUGGGCCCCACUGCCCCGGUGGAUGCCGCCUUAUCACUACCCGCUCCGCCACGUCUACUAUCAUCAUGACCCCUACGCCUGGCUCCCGGACGAGGAAGAGCCUUGUAGGAUGGAGCGUGGGAGGACAUUGCGAGGAGGACCAGACUACGAUGGCUACCCUCCUCGGAGGUACAUGAGCUACAGUAGCGAGUACCUUCUUGGACGGCAUGAGCCCUGCCCUGCACACCCUCACCUGCCUCCCCCGCCACCACCUCCUCAGAUACCCACAGCACCUCACAGACCAAAGCACGUUAGUUUUGCACGAUCUCACACAAUGCAAUCCUUUGAAGACACCGUCAGUUUUGGUAGUGGAAGCUGUAUAACGUCUUGUAGCCAAGAGAGACUGAUUGAUGGAAAAAAGAUACCUGACACUCCAAAAGUUAUAGUGAUGGAGAAAGCCAAGAGGGCACCAAUGAAAACACAAGCCACUCAGACUGAAGUAUGCCUUGGCCGAAAACCAUUACCUCCAAAUUAUCUUUCACUGAGCCCGAGGACUGUUCAAAGGGUAAGAAUGGUAUCUCAAGGUGCUCAGACCAAUGGUGAUCGUGCAAUCAAUAGAAAAUUAAUGAAAAGUCUUUCAGAAGCUGCCAAAAUAGGGCAACAGCAACAAGUAGAUGUAACAUUGCACGAACCUCUUCAAAGAACUCAAUCAGAAGAGCCCAGAUCACCUUAUUUGCCAACUAGUCCAAAAGAAAUUUUUAUCAAUUUUGAACCACUAGAAAAGAAAGGGAAAAAAAAGUUAGCAAAAACCCUAUCGGAUGGAGAAAUACUAGAAGCUAAACAGAAAGAUGAAGGAGAACCUUGUACACUGUCUGAUGGAGAGUUACAGAAAAGUGGUCUAUCGGAAACAACACUUGAUAAUUUAGAUCUUGAAAUAACAAGUCCUCAGAAACAAAAAUUCUUGAUCUCAGCUGAUUCACAAGAGGAAGAAUUCCAUGAAAACCUGAUUUACCAAGAUAUGUUUCGUAAGUCAAGCCUGGAAAGUCCAGGUGAUGGAAAAGGUCUCCUAACGCCAGCCAGCCCUUCACCCUUUGCUUCAUGCGACUCUCUCAACACAAAGGAUCACUCUGAUGGCAUGUGGAAUGAGUCUCAAAUGACAGUUUUGCAUGCUGACUCAGAUAAUAAUGGAGCAGGCACCUGUAUGAGUGGUUCUGAUGUAAGCUCUUCUCUAACUCCAAGUGCUGCAUUGAAUUCAAUGACGCCUUCAACAAGACGAAAACAUUUACUCAUGAUGCAGCAUGCCCAGCGCUCAAGUAUGGACACAGAUGCACUUGAAUGUGAAGAAACUGCUUUCGAACCAGAAAUUCAAAUGAAGACAAAACAAGAGAAGAGCCCAUCCGUCCCAACAUUAGCAGUAACAAUUCCAAUUCAUGAUAUCACUCCAGAACCUUUAUCGAGGACUUCAAUGCAAAAAGAAAAAGAAAUGAAAAUGGAUAGACCUUUAUCCCCGGCACUAAGAGGUAAACGAAGAAGUCCUGGCACAAGAACUCCAGAAUCUGACUAUCACCAUUCAUCUUCCCAAACUCUCAGUAGCAAUGAAGCAUUUGCAAGAUCUGACUCUGGAAGGACAAAUACAGACAUGUCAGAAGCCUCGACGACCGAUGAUUAUGCCACUGCAACAGAAAACAAUUCAGAUGGCAGUGGUAGACCUCAACAGCAACAGCCAGGCACUGGAUCUUUUGAAAGCGGUUCUUCUUUGUAUAGUCUAACAAGGACAGAUGCCACCGAGGAGCAACAAGUAUGUAAUGGUCAGGUACCUUCUUCACCUCCACUUAUUGAAGAAGAGCUGGAGAAAGGGAGUGAAGAAAAAGGGCGAGAGGGUGAUGGAGAUACCUCAAGUCCUGAAAGCAGCACUUGCGGAAGUAAAUGGACAUCAGAUGAUAAAACAAAAGUGAAAAAGCGGUUCACACUGGAAUUGUCGACAAGCAUGGAACGACCAGAAAGUCAGAUUAAAUCUGCUAGGAGCCCAUGGCAGAAGAAGUCUAUUGUUACUCCUGUAGAAGUGGAAAAGGAGAAAGUCCGUAGCAGAAGUCCUGUUCCUGGGAAAAAAACUCCUAUACAGAUAAGCCGAGAGGUCACUCCAAUAACAGCAAGAAGUCCAGCUGAUACAAUGAGGAAAGAAGAUUGGUUGUCACAGAGGCUAACACCUGAGGAAAAGAAAGGAAAAUUAAACAACGGCAUUGGAGUUCAGGAUACAAGUGAUGAGUCUAGUGAGGAAUGCACUUGUGGAAAGAAUAAAAGAACUAGAGAAAACCAGAGACGGAAAACACCUCCAGUCAAAAGUCCGACAAUCCAUACCAGAAGGAAAAGUAUGCCAGGAGAGGAUCUGUCAAAGAGGCGAUGUUCUAUAUCAGCAGCUAAAUCACCAAGCCCACAAGAAGAUCAGGCAGUAGUUCCAGGUUCCAGACUGAGUCCAUAUACAGUCCACAGUCCUGGAGGUAGUCCAAGCAAACACCAUAGAGCUAAGGUUGUAACAAGCCCAGACUCUGCCAGACUUAAAGCAUUGAGUGCGGAAUCUUUGAGAUCGGUAAGCCCUGGCAGUGAUUCUGUGUUCUACAGUGAACCGAGUAGUAAUGCCACAGGAGAAACUGCUCCUUCCACAUGCUCUCAUUGUGGAAUGUUGUAUGAAACUCAGAUGGCAAAGGCUGCUGAGAAACCUGCAGAAACAAUAGUUCAGCCUCCUGCUGGUUUUGAGGAUUCUCCUAGGACUCCACAUCGAACAAGGUUGUAUAAGAAAGCAGAAAAAAGGUUUAGAUCAGAAGAAAGAAGACAUCGUAUGCAUGCAGAAGCUGCUAGAGCAAAAUCGGAAGAAAGAGCUAGAGAAGAAAGAAAAGAUAAGAUCCGUCCAUUAGCUCGAUCAACUGAUGCCAGUAUGGAGAAACUGCACUCAAGCAGCCUAGAUGAUGAUGAUGAGUGGACAGGCGUCCUUUCAGAGGCCUACAACACUGGUACUUGGGUUUACAUUGGUGCUGUAGAGGAACAACAAUUUUGGCAAAGGCCAGAGUCCAAAGCUGCAGAAGAAGAGGAGACUGAAGAGCAUCAGAAACUAAGGAAAGACUCUUCUGAUUCAACUCAAUCAGAAAAUGAAUUUAAGAGAAGGUACCAGGCAAUUGCUCAUAGGAUGGUUCACAGGAAAUCCAGUCUAGAAAUGUAUAAAAGACUUGCCUCCAAAUCGUUUGAAGCGGAUAAAAGGGUUUUAGUCAGGAGAGUGUCUGGAGAGUUUGGGUUUCGGAUUCACGGUUCCAAGCCUGUUGUGGUAUCUGCUAUUGAGAGUGGCACGCCAGCUGAAUCAUCUGGUUUAGAAGUUGGUGAUAUAAUUAUUAGUGUCAACAAUACUAAUGUGUUGGAUGCCACACAUUCAGAAGUUGUAAAACUUGCUCAUGCUGGAUCAGAUACACUUGAACUUGAAGUAGUUCGGACAUAUGAUAAGUUUUCAACAAAAGCUAGUGUACCUUCUCCAGUAAUAUGUGGCUGCCUUUAUAGAAUGUCCAUUAGCUCAUCUAAAUUAAAACCUGUUUGGGUUCUUAGAUAUUUCAUUCUGAAAGAAGACCACUGCUUAUACCAUUACAAGUCUGAUUUUGGAGGACAACCAUUAGGAGCAUUAAGGGUGACUGAUUAUAUGGUAUCUUUGACUUCUGAUCCAGAGAGACCUCACAGUUUCAAAAUUUCAAGGAAAGGUUGUUCAAGCGUACAUUUAGCAGCGUCAAGUGCAGCAGAGACAGAGCAGUGGGUUGCUGCAUUAACAGAAGCUAGUAAGCCCUUGGUUUAUCCUUGGAUGUCUGAAAAAUGUCUUAAAGCACCACCCACAAAAAUUCAUGAACCUGACUGCGUUGGAACACUAUCUACGCUUAUUCAUCAUCGUGGAAAGACGUGGAGGAGAAGAUUUUGUAUUUUGAAAGAUGCUUGUUUAUAUUUUUAUACUGACAUAAAUGCUGAAAAAGCUAUUGGAAUGGUAUGUCUCCAUGGCUACAGAGUUCAGAGUUUGACCUCUGCCUCAAGAAGAUUCUCGUUCGAACUUUUUCCUCCUGAACCAUCACUAUUACAUUUUUAUUUUUACACUGAUACAGAAUUAGAUAAAAAAAGGUGGCUGGCUGCUCUGGAGUACUCCAUUGAUCGGUGGAUUAAGGUUGGCUGAAAUUUGAAAAGAAACACACUGCCAUUUUCUAUUGUGAUUGAUACAAGUGGUCAUGAUUCAUU
This is a messenger RNA of Nezara viridula (southern green stink bug), 4343 nucleotides long. The record is from the annotation of a GenBank genome assembly. NCBI's taxonomy places the organism in Eukaryota, Metazoa, Arthropoda, Insecta, Hemiptera, Pentatomidae.